UAUUACAAGCAAUUUUUCCAAUUUUUAUGAUUUGUAUUUUUAGAAAAUGAAAUGUCAAAAAUUUACAUCAAAAAUUUGCCAACUCGACUUGUCUGGUAUUGUACACUAGUGGAUAAAAUGUUUAUGCUUUAUUCACCAGUGGUUAAAAUGUGACUUUAUUACAGAAAUUUUGGUAAUUAAAAUAGCUUUACACAAUAUAGGUAUUGAAAAAAUUAUGUUUCUCUUAUUAUAUUAAAAUAUAACAAACCUGGAGAUCUCGUCAAGCCAGAAAUAUUGGUUUCACUUGCACCAGUAUUGUUAGAACUAUUUUCUGAAAGCAAAAUAUGAUUAAUUAUUAAUUAAUUCAUUUAGAUUUAAAAUAUUUGAGUCCUAACCUGUUGAACACUCUGCAAUAGCAGAGACCCAGAGACUUGUGUGUUGUAAGCCUCUUUCGCUAAAUCCAAAAUUUUGUGGAUUCUACGUGACAUUUUCACUUUAUAACUAACACUUUAUUACAACCCGAUUUAUAGUUUCCAUGUGGAUAUAAAGUUAACGUUUACGUUAAGCCCGUGUUUGUAAGCAACUGAACAAUAACAGAGUCACUUAAUCUCAACAAACACUGUUCUAUCACCGCCGAAAACUGUACUAACUCAAGAUAGAACAGUCUUCAGCGGAGAAUUUUAGUUGCUUCUGAGAUAGUACAGUUUGAAAAUGUAAAGUGGAUUGCAUAAUUAACAGCAACGUAAGUUAGUACUUUGUUCGUCGGAAGACCUCUUGAAAAUAAAUGUUUUAGGCAAUGUAACUCAAAUAACCAAAAAUUUGAGUUAGUACAGUCUUCGUUGGAAGCGUCGAAAUUAUGUGAUGUAUUAUGUAAGCCAUACACGCUACGAUCUACCGGAGAGGUCAUCUGUGCAGGUAUGCCUGCGCAGGUCAACCAAACAUUGGUAGCGUGUAUUUGGACGUUCCGGUGUACCGGAGCGGUCUUCAGUUCUUUUUGCGAUGGCAUCGAAUGAGGACGAUGACGCGCUGGCAUUGCUAGGCCUUGCUUUAAUUUUGAAGAUAAAAGAUACAAAAACAGUGAAAAGGAAGCGAAAAAAUUGGUGUAAGGGUCGUUCUCAAAACGGCAAAAAAAGUGUCCCUCUAAUAUCAUAUCUUAUAAACGUAACAAAUUACAUUCAUUCGAGCAAAAAGCAAUGUAGUGAGACUCAUUAGUAUCUCUUCAUUAAGUUACAUCAAAGUAACAAAUAUUUUAUGUACGCAAAACUUAAAAAUUUGUAAAAAUUGGUUUGCACUUUAUUAAUGCAAUAAAUUAAACUGAUUGGUGUCCCUCUGGUAAAAUUACAACUAAAACUACUUCUAAAUCGGAAAUAAAAUAGUAUUAUAUUAUUUUAUUACAGUUUUUUUUUAUUUGGGAUAAUUAACAAAUAGAUUUGAGGAUGGUUUGCAAUUUCUUAUAGAUUUCGAUUUUAAAUUAAUCUCGGAAAUAUUGUGUCCCUCGUUUUAAUCUCAACUCCGUUACCACAUCUUCUAAUAUAAAUAUUCGUGUCGUCAUGGUUACCCGGCUCAUUGUAAACACUGCAGAGGGAAGUUGAUAUUAGUACGACACUAUAACUGUCAAAAAAUAUUAAAUUGACACGCUGAAUAUAUUCAAGAUUUUGAUUGAUUUCUACAAAUAUUUUUCUGACCAUUCGGAUUCUCAACUCCGUUACCUGUCAUAAAAAGUAAAGUUUAAGUGAUUUCUUACUGUAAUUACAUUAAGUAUAUUAAUAAAAAAUAUACGAACACGGUAUGCAACUAUCAACAUAAAAUCAAAUUCAGUUUAAUUUUAAAUAUUUUUGAAAGCGCGUUUUCUCAACUCCGUGAAUUUCAACUCCGUUACUAAUGUUAGGCAGGAACAUUUACAGUCACAUUUAACAGUUAUAAUGCACUAUGUAAUUGUAAAUAUUUUAUUUUCAAUGUAUCCAAUACUUAGUCAAGCUAAAAAAAAAAUAGAACAGCGCUCAAAUGCUAUAAUUUCCAAAUUUAUAUGCGAAACAUUACCAAGCAAAAAAGGCAGCUGCUUUAAAGAACCACAACUCUACACCAUCAAGUUCUGUGCUUUUAAGGGCCAAAAAUGUAAAUAAUAAACUCAAAAACAAGGUAAAUGUACUCCAGAAAGAAAUUGCACAAGCGAAAAUACUUAUACAAAAGUAUAAAAAACGUGAAACUCGGAAGCCUCGUAAAUCGGAGAUAGAAAGUACUAUAAGUAAACAGCGCCCAUUGAAUAAUAUUUCCAUCAGAAAAACAGUUCGUACAUAUUUAGAAAAAGACGAAAACAGCGGACUCUGUCCUGGGAAGAAGGACACGAUAACAUACAAGAAAAACAAAAACGCUACUUGAACGAUUCCCUACAGAAUUUGCAUAGAAAAUUUAAUAAAAUAUACUCAAAAUUGCGCAUCGGUUACUCCACAUUUUGUCGAAUGAGACCAUUUUGGAUUUUGCAGCCUACAGCACGCCAAAGAGAUACUUGUUUAUGUGUUACCCACACUAACAUGAAUCUUUUGGUGCAUAAGCUAGGGAUCUUAGACAUUAUCAAAGAAAACACCCCAUCUCAAGUGGUCCAAAAAAUGUGCUGUUCAACUGCUAAUAUAUGCAAAAAUGAAAAAUACCUCGAACGCAAAUGCUUCAAGUGCAACAAAAAUACAGUGACCGUUCUGCACUACAAUAAAAAGGAGUUAAUGACAUACAUGAAAUGGGUUAACAAAUCGGUAUAGGUAGUGGUCAAUUGGAAAAUAAUGUUUUGUAAAAGAACAGUGAAAGAAAAGCAAACAGUAGAGAAACACCAAGCAGUUACAGAAUUGAUACAAUCUAUUCCGAGAUAUAUGUUGCACCUCAGGAAUAUAUCUCAUCAAUAUCGGUGUAUAAAUGCAGUGAAAAAGAAUCUGUCUGUUGAUGAAAUCUUGAUCCAUAUGGAUUUUUCUGAAAAUUACUGUUGUAAAUAUAACCUAAGACAUAUAUAACCUAUAAAAGUAAUUACACAAAUUUAUUACUUGUAAACCCUUUUUCCAACCUUUCUGAGAAUGACCCGUAAGCAUUGGUUAUUGAAAAGGAAAACAUAUAGUCAUGUUAAUUUAUUGAAUGAAUUAAAAUUUGAACAGGAAGAUUUUAAAAACUAUCUCCGAAUGGACGAGAAAUCAUACCUUAAAUUACUUGAAAUGGUUACUCCUAUUAUAAAAAAAGAAGACACAGUUAUGAGAAAUAGUAUUUCUGCGCACGAAAGAUUAUCAGUUACAUUGAGAUUUCUCGCAACUGGCGGAAGCUAUGAGGACCUUAAAUUUUCAGCAAUUAUUUCGCCUCAGGCGCUUGGAAAAAUUAUUCCUGAAACAUGUGAGGCCUUGUAUAAAGUUCUUAGAAGAGAUUAUUUGAAGUUUCCUACAUCUGAAGAAGAGUGGAAAGAAAUAGCAAAGAUGUAUGAAGAACGAUGGAACUUUCCUCAUUGUCUUGGUGCAAUAGAUGGAAAGCACAUAGCGAUUGUUCCACCGGCUAAUAGUGGAUCGUAUUUUUAUAAUUAUAAAGGGCAACAUAGUGUGGUUCUUAUGGCAAUUGUUAAUGCAAAAUAUCAAUUUGUGUACACAGACAUUGGCAUGAAUGGUAGAAUAUCCGACGUUCUACAAAACACUAAAUUUUUUGAAAAAUUAGAAAAUAGUGAUUUACAUAUUCCAAGCAGUGAAUUGUUAACAGGAAGUAACCGAAAUUUACCAUAUGUAUUUGUGGCAGAUGACGCGUUCCCAUUACGCCCCGAUAUGAUAAAACCGUUUCGGCAGGCAGAUUUAACAUCUCGAGAAAGAAAAAUCCUGAAUUACAGAUUAUCUCGCGCGAGGCGCACUGUUGAAAACGCUUUCGGAAUAAUGGCAUCACGAUUUCGGAUAUUUUAUACUCAUAUAAAUUUAGAACCCGAAAAUAUCGAUAAAGUAGUGAAAGCCUCUUGUGUAUUACAUAACUUUUUAAUUGAACACUCAAAAAAAGUCUUAUGCACCUCAAAAAUGUUUUUAUCGAGAAAACUCUGAAAACGGGACUAUAAUUUCUGAAGGAUACAAUGCACAAAAUAGUACCAUGGAAAACUUGGAAAGAAGAAACCCAGGAAAUACUUUGAACAACGCGAAGAUAGUCCGAAACAAUUUUAUGAAUUAUUUCAAUCAGGAGGGAAGGGUACCAUGGCAAAAUGAUCAUGUAAAUUAAAAAAUUAUGCUGAACAGGCGGAGUAGGUAGUUCUAAAUACAUAGUUAUUAGUGAUGUACCGGAUCGUUAAAAAUGUAUAUCCGCGGAUACGGAUCUUUAUUUUCGAUGAUACGGAUACCCGGAACAUCACUAAUAGUUAUAUUAUAAGCUUUGGUGAAAUUUAGAAUGACGGUAAAUACAAAAUAAUUGUGUUCUAUGUAUUCAACUUAA
Onthophagus taurus is the source of this 4407-nucleotide messenger RNA. RefSeq lists its product as uncharacterized. The record is from RefSeq and is a predicted model, not a curated record. Lineage: Eukaryota; Metazoa; Arthropoda; Insecta; Coleoptera; Scarabaeidae.